Bubalus bubalis (water buffalo) is the source of this 1473-nucleotide messenger RNA. It is a transcript of the gene SYPL2, whose product is annotated as synaptophysin like 2. Gene Ontology annotation, cellular component: synaptic vesicle membrane; synaptic vesicle. The transcript has 6 exons. NCBI's taxonomy places the organism in Eukaryota, Metazoa, Chordata, Mammalia, Artiodactyla, Bovidae. The record is from RefSeq and is a predicted model, not a curated record. Bases 263 to 1057 code for a protein of 264 amino acids.
GUUCGCGAGUUUGACAGAAGUUUGAAUUGGACUCGGGGGCUUUCUGCAGCCGGCCGGGCACAGCGGCGGCCGCGGCCUCGGAGAGCGCGAGCAGCAGCGCCCCCCGCGACUCACCCAGCCAGCCUGGAUCCCGGGCGGCCGACGGCCGCUCCAGCUCCGGUACCGCCCGCUUCCCGCGCCGCGGGUCAGCAGCCCUCAGCCCCACCACAGUCCCCGCAGCCCCCGCAGCCCCCGCGCCGCGCCCCGGCCCCGCUGCGCCAGCAUGUCCUCGACGGAGAGCUCCAGCCGCACCGCGGACAAGUCGCCGCGCCAGCAGGUGGACCGCCUGCUCGUGGGGCUGCGCUGGCGGCGGCUGGAGGAGCCGCUGGGCUUCAUCAAAGUUCUCCAGUGGCUCUUUGCUAUUUUCGCCUUCGGGUCCUGCGGCUCCUACAGCGGGGAGACAGGAGCAACGGUUCGCUGCAACAACGAAGCCAAGGAUGUGAGCGCCAUCAUUGUUUCAUUCGGCUAUCCCUUCAGGUUGAACCGGGUCCAGUAUGAGAUGCCCCUCUGUGACGAUGAAUCCACCUCCAAGACCAUGCACCUCAUGGGAGACUUCUCUGCCCCCGCUGAGUUCUUCGUGACCCUGGGCAUCUUUUCCUUCUUCUACACCAUCGCUGCGCUCGUCAUCUACCUGCGUUUCCACAAACUCUAUACAGAAAAUAGGCGCUUCCCACUGGUGGACUUCUGUGUGACUGUCUCCUUCACCUUUUUUUGGCUGGUAGCUGCAGCUGCCUGGGGCAAGGGCCUGACUGAUGUCAAGGGGGCCACACGGCCAUCCAGCCUGACUGCCGCCAUGUCUGUGUGCCAUGGAGAGGAAGCGGUGUGCAGUGCCGGGGCCACACCCUCCAUGGGACUGGCCAACAUCUCCGUGCUCUUCGGCUUUAUCAACUUCUUCCUGUGGGCCGGGAACUGUUGGUUUGUGUUCAAGGAGACCCCGUGGCAUGGGCAGGGCCAGGACCAGGGUCAGGGCACCAGCCCGGAGAGCGCAGCUGAGCAGGGAGCGGUGGAGAAGCAGUAAGCAGCCCCCAGCUACUCCCGAACAGAACAGCACAGAACAGCACCUCUUCAACCACCUCCGGCUUCCAGGACCUCCCUCUUCCUUCUCCUCCAACUUCCCUCCCCCAUCAUUCUGGGCUUUGAGACGUCUUCACUGAUGGGCAGGCACCAGCUGUCGGAAACCUGGGCAGCCCUCCCAGUGCCUUCCUAUCCCUCCUCUUCCUGGAGUCCCAGAUGGCAGGAGCUCAGUGCUUCUUGUCUACUGCCUGGACCCAGGCAUCUUCCUUGGGGUCUUACAUGUACCCUCACAGCCUCUGAGAACCAGCCUCUGCUGCAGGCAAGGGCUGGGGUCAGGAGACCUGAGACUGGUUCCUUGCUGCCACUUCUGUCGAUCUGUCCAGCUUCAAUAAAUGUGGGGGGAGGGGAAAUUGGUUGGCA